CAAUCGAUCAAUCAACGGAGACGAGCAAAAGCAAAGACUUGCAGAAGAAUAAUGGCGGAAGAGGAAGGGAAGAAGAAGCGGGUGGCGGUGGAGUCGCUGGGAUGGCUGACGGAGUCCUCCAUCAUGCCGAAGAAGCACCGGGAGAUCGCCGGUGUGGGCGCCACCUCCAUCCUGGAGCUCAAGGCCCAGCUCUACCGCUCCCAGGAGGACGUCAAGAAGUCCAAGGAAUUGGGCGCCCCCGACGCGGAGUUCCACCGCGCCAGGAAGAUCCUCCCCGCCCCUAACCUCUUCUCCGCCAAGAACUCCGGCGUCGAAGCCCGCGCUCUCAAAGACAAGCUUGAGCUGAAAGCGGUAAAGGAUGGCACGAAUAGCUAUGAAGCAUUAGAGAGGAAAGCUCAGUUAUAUGAGAAGCUAGUUAGAGGCGAGCUGUCCGACGAAGAAGAUAAGGAGAAGUAUUGUGUAGACUUCUUCCAGAAGAACCUUGAGCACAGUGAGGAACCACAGUCACGGGGCCAUGAAAACCCUGCAGCGGAAUCGUCGGAAAAUGAUGAUGAUAAUGAUGCUCCAGAGCUAUUUAACACAAAAGUAGAGGGUCCAGGGAGAACAUCUCGGGUCCUGGAUAAUGAUGAACACAGGCGCUUUGUUCGGGAAGUUCAUGCAGAAGUGAAUCAAGCACGAGAGAAGGCCUCGGAGCUCAAACAGCGGAGGCAAGAGCAAGCGACGGCACGUCGUGAGAAACUUCGGCAGGCUUAUCUCAAGAAACAGCUGGAAAAAUUGAGAGCUGGUUCCACCACUACAGAAAAGACGUGAUUGUCGACAAACACUAAAUCGUAGGGCGGUCAUGUUUCUUUCAUAUCUCUAUUGCAGCAUGGGACAUGCUUCCUCUUAAUUAGUGCCCAGGGGUAUCUUCGAUUUAAUCCGAUUAAGGGGAUUGUCAUGUUGGCAGAUCAUUGUAAGUUUCAUUGUUCAUAUAUUCUGCUCCCUUCUGUUAUAGCAUUGUUUGUAAGUCAAUUUUGCGAGUUCUAAGGCAACUGGCUUCGCAUAUAUUCUCAUGGCAAUGAUCAGAUAUAUCGAUUGCAUAUUUUAUUA
Molecule: messenger RNA, 1089 nt
Organism: Punica granatum (pomegranate)
Lineage: Eukaryota; Viridiplantae; Streptophyta; Magnoliopsida; Myrtales; Lythraceae
Source: RefSeq, a predicted model, not a curated record